GCUGCAUACACCGCACUGAUUGUCGAUAGGAAGAGAGAGGCUUGCUGUCAUCUCGGAUGUAGGCGCUUCUUCUCCCAAAUUCGAAAAGAAGAAUCGGUGGUCGUUUUAGGGGAAAAUGCCGUCGCUUUUAUUCUGUGGGCCUAAACUGGCCGCCUGUGGGAUCGUGUUAAGCAUAUGGGGUGUCAUUAUGCUGACAAUGUUGGGGAUCUUCUUCAGUGCAAAAUCCGCUGUGUUGAUCGAAGAUGUUCCCUUUACUGAGGAAGACAUCCGUAAUGACAAAAAUCCACCACAGACGGUUUACGGACUCUACAAUCAAGUUGGCAUUAACUGCUUCAUCGCUGCUGCCAUCUAUGUAGGUGUUGGCGCUGUGUCUCUCUGUCAGGUUCGCCUUAACAAACGCCAAGAGUACAUGGUGACAUAAACCCAGAGGAUUUUAUCUUCCCUCCAGUUAUCCCCAAUUAUUUAUUUUGAAAAGACUUGUGCAAUGUCAAAAAUGUAGACUUCCUUUUGUUGUGUUUACUGAACUAGGUGCAUUUAAGCUAUGGCUUAGAAAUGAAAACAAUACUGGAAAAGACGUUUCAUCGUAUUAAUGUAAAGUAAAAUAAUAAUGGACGGAGACACGCUGUGUGCACAUAUUUUAUGUACUGUAGAUGCAUGAUAUAUGGAAUAGAUAUUUUCCUUAUAGAAAAUAAAAUGUGACUCCGUAUUGUUUUCCUGAUGAAUAAGACACAGUAACUAUGUCUUGAUGUGUGUAGAAUGUGGGCGUAUGGUGGAUAUUUAUAUUUCCAAUAUGUAAGCGUUUAAAAAUGUGUGGUAAAUGUGAUGUGUAUGUUUGUAUAAU
Messenger RNA from Triplophysa dalaica, 841 nucleotides. It is a transcript of the gene rnasekb, whose product is annotated as ribonuclease, RNase K b. The transcript has 3 exons. The coding region runs from base 116 to 421 and encodes 101 amino acids. Lineage: Eukaryota; Metazoa; Chordata; Actinopteri; Cypriniformes; Nemacheilidae. The record is from RefSeq and is a predicted model, not a curated record. Gene Ontology annotation, molecular function: RNA endonuclease activity.